CUUAUUGAAAUGGAAGACGUAGAAAGAAUGAUAAUUUCAGUAAAAGAAAGUAAUGAUACAAAACUUGGCUAAUUAUCUUUAAUUUCAGAAAUUAUUUUUUUAAUACAAAGGGAAAAAAUAAUAAAAAAAUAUCCAACUCAUUAAUUAAAUCUUUCUUCGGAAAUUAUUAAAGAACUGCAGCUUUUUUUCCAUUGUAAAAAACAUUAACUCAAAAAGAUAAUUAGGGAAAAAAUAAUUUAAUUUAUAACUUUAAUAAACAAAAAAUAAAUAAAUAAAUAUAAUUCUUUGUCACGAAAUUCUAUAUAAUUUCUAUAUUUUAAACUGUUGUAUUUUAAUUGAUUAGGUUCAUCAGACUGUACAGUAUGUAUCUCGAGUUUGGAAGACUUCAGUCUGCUGAACACAAUUUAUUUGACUUCAUCCAUCUGCUUGAUGGACAUUUCGAAUGACAGCACUUUUCUUCUCCUGAACUGUAAAGACAAUACCGUACACGUCAGAUCUUUGACCACCGGAUCCGAUGUCCAUUGUCUGCAAGGUUAUACUGGAUCAGUUACUAGAUUAUGUUUCGCUAAAGAUAGCUGCAGAUGCGGGGUUGGCACUAGUGAUGGCAAGUGUUACAUAUAUGACAUUCACUCUGCCACUCUAUUGCAGACAUUAAUUGGCCAUUCGGAUCCCAUUUCUGGGAUGCAGGCUCAAGAAAAUGAUCGGUUUCUCAUUAGCUCCGCUGGCAUAAAGAUCGUAGUAUGGAAUUUCAGUCCCAGAAAGAAAGAUACUCCCAUUCAUCAUCUAAAAACUAAAUUAAGAAAAGUCGACAGCCAUUCCGAACCGGUUUCCUGCGUAACAGUUUCUAGAGACGGAGUAUUUGCAGUAACAGGUUCUAAAGACUGUCAAGUAAAGGUGUGGCAUCUCAACACUGGAGAGAUUCACACUACUCUCGAAGGACAUUGUGCAGCUGUCACAUGUGUCGCCUUCUCUCCCAAUGGUUUGUUUGUCGUCUCUGGUUCCGAAGAUACCACCCUUAGGGUCUGGGGAUUGGCUGUCGGACUUGUCAUUUCUUCAUUUAAGGUAGGUGACAAUUCUCUAUUGUGAUAAAAACUGCUUUUAUUCAGAAUUUAGUAUAAUAAAAUGAAUUUAAAAGCAUUAAUAUUCUCAUCGAGUAUUUGGUAAAU
Molecule: messenger RNA, 1166 nt
Organism: Centruroides sculpturatus (bark scorpion)
Lineage: Eukaryota; Metazoa; Arthropoda; Arachnida; Scorpiones; Buthidae
Product: vegetative incompatibility protein HET-E-1-like
Exons: 3
Coding region: 430-1086 (218 amino acids)
Molecular function (GO): protein binding
Source: RefSeq, a predicted model, not a curated record